CCGGUGAGAUCUCGUCGCCGACUCGGGUGAUGUCCGCCCCGCAGCCUCCGCAGCAGCCCCGCGGGGAUUCGGCAGCAUGCUAACGGAGCCAGCGGGCCGGGCUAGCUGAUGCCGAUGACUGGCUGUUUCCCGACGACGACUGGUCUUUCUGCAGCGGGGAGGCGCCAUGGCCGGGAAGGUGAAGUGGGUGACGGAUAUCGAGAAAUCGGUGCUCAUCAACAACUUCGAGAAGAGGGAGUGGGUCCAGGUCACAGAAAACGACGACUGGAAUUUCUACUGGAUGAGCAUCCAGACCAUCAGGAAUGUGUUCAGCGUGGACACCGGCUACCGCCUGUCCGAUGACCAGAUGGUCAACCACUUCCCCAACCACUACGAGCUGACCAGGAAGGACCUGAUGAUCAAGAACAUCAAACGCUACCGCAAGGAGCUGGAGAAGGAGGGCAGUCCGCUGGCGGAGAAGGACGAGAACGGGAAAUACAACUACUUAGAUUUUGUCCCCGUGACGUUCAUGCUCCCCUCCGACUACAACCUCUUCGUGGAGGAGUACCGCAAGAACCCGUCCAGCACGUGGAUCAUGAAGCCCUGCGGGAAAGCUCAGGGCAAAGGCAUCUUCCUCAUCAACAAACUGUCCCAGAUCAAGAAGUGGUCCAGAGACAGCCGCACCUCCACGUUCGUCGCGGCGUCUAGUGGCAAAGAGGCCUACGUCAUCUCCCUGUACAUUGACAACCCCCUGCUGAUAGGAGGGAAGAAGUUUGACCUGCGCCUCUACGUUCUGGUGACAACGUAUCGCCCCCUGAAAUGCUACAUGUACAAGCUCGGCUUCUGUAGGUUCUGCACAGUGAAGUACACACCCAGCACCAGUGAGCUGGACAACAUGUUCGUUCACCUCACCAACGUGGCCAUCCAAAAGCACGGGGACGACUACAACCACGUCCACGGGGGCAAGUGGACGGUCAGUAACUUCCGCUUGUACCUGGAGAGCACCCGAGGGAAGGAGGUGACGAGCCGCCUCUUCGACCAGAUCCACUGGAUCAUGGUGCAGUCUCUGAAGGCCGUGGCUCCUGUGAUGAACAAUGACAAACACUGUUUUGAGUGUUACGGGUAUGACAUCAUUAUCGAUGACAAGCUCAAGCCGUGGCUUAUUGAGGUCAACGCCUCGCCCUCGCUGACCUCCAGCACGGCCAACGACCGCAUCCUCAAGUACAACCUCAUCAACGACACGCUCAACAUCGUGGCGCCCAACGGGGACGUGCCGGACUGCCGCUGGAACCGCAGUCCGCCCCGAGAGGCGCUGGGCAACUACCAAGUCCUGUACGACGAGGAGCAGGCGCAGAGCGACCACGCCGAGCGGGACCUGCGGAGCCGCUCGGGUCAGUCCCUGGGGUCAAAGGGCACCAAGGGGAGCGCGAGCGCCCGCCCCCCCACCGCCACCUGGAAGUGAGGUGACCGGUGCCGACUCUGGAUGACUUACCGUGCAUCACGACAGGGUCCAACAGUGGGGAACAGGGGGGUUUGGAAAAAGAAAGAAACAAAGAAACCGCUCCCUGUCGCCACAGUUCACCGGCCGGGUUCACAAGGGGGCGACAACGGCCGCUGCCCCCCCCCCCCCCUGGUGAGGAGGGGUAUCAACGGUGUGGUGUUUGAAGGCCGGGGGUUCGUUGCCGCUCGUGCGAAUGAGUAACUACGGAUCCAGACGUUGUGAUGGCGGUGCUCCACCACCACCACCCCCGGCAGAAGCUCCAGAAAACCUCCAGAAAAACCUUCUGAGCCCGAAUGGAAAGAACAAACGGAUGACACCUCCGGAGAGGGAAUUGAUGGCUAAUUCAAUUAGAUUCCAACGUGAUUGACAAAGGAUUUGAACAGCCUUGAACUGUGCAUGAUUACCAAGUCCUGACGCUUAAACCAGAGCCCCCCCCCCACACACACAAGAAGUUGAGCUGUGAGAUGAAGUGCUCUGUUAAAAAGGAACAAGAGAUAGAACUCGUACAAAGAGUAUAAAGAUGUGAUGUACUGAAAGGCAGAGUUAACAGUACAUGUGUAGAAUUACAUUUAAUAAUGUUUUUUUUAUAUGUUUAUUAUCUGUAUGCAUAUGCAGGUUGGUUCAUUAAGUUCCAUUGUAUUCAGUGCGGGACCCCAUCUGUUAAACGUUAUUUUUGCUUGAAUAAAAAAAAAAAGGGAUAUGUUGCAUUUUGAUUUGAGGCGCUGACGUCAUAACUUUAAAAUCAUAACAACUAACUUGUUUGGAAUGUGUUUCCUGCAACUACUGAAAUAUAGAAACACAUGACACACUGUUAUUUUUGUGUAUGUAUGUAUUACUCCAGUGGUGAUUUUAAAGAAAAGAGCGGGUGCGAUAAGCUGACCCAUCAAUCAAGUCAUAAAUCCAUUAUUAUGUUUAUCAUAAGAAUCACUCUUGUUUUACUUUGUCAAUGGAUGAAAGGAAGGUGCUAAAAGGUUUCCAGGGAAUUCAACCGGUUCCUGAUUAAAUUAACUCAAGCUCUUGGUGCUGAAACGCUUUCUGGUCCCACGCUGAUAAAUUAAUCAAAUGGCCAAUUCUUGAUGCGAAAAUACCAAAUGUAGGAAAAUUCUGUCGAUAACUCUGAUGUUUCUGGCUUUGGGUUUGCUUUAUUUCUAGACUCCGCAUGGCACACCAUACGUUGACCCUGAAAGUUUGACACUGCUGACCCGUGUGUGUCGUCGUUAACGUGGACACAUUUAUUGAGAGGCCGCUUAAACUCUCACGCGAGAUGCGGGUUUUCGCUUCUUUGUUUUCGACUGCAGCUUUUGUUCAGUACGCGACAUGAGGUUUUUCUGUAUUCAGCUUUGCGGUAUUCAGAUCGCUCUAACUGAGAAGUGCAUCGAUUAUUUUCAGUUUGUGUCUAGCUUUCAAUAAAACCCGUGUCGGUGAUGCUUUGACAAUAAAUGAUGCUCAUUUUGGAGCGA
This is a messenger RNA of Pungitius pungitius (ninespine stickleback), 2940 nucleotides long. RefSeq names its product tubulin tyrosine ligase-like family, member 1 (gene ttll1). Gene Ontology annotation, cellular component: cilium. Bases 167 to 1441 code for a protein of 424 amino acids. Gene Ontology annotation, biological process: microtubule cytoskeleton organization; protein polyglutamylation. The transcript is spliced from 10 exons. The record is from RefSeq and is a predicted model, not a curated record. Lineage: Eukaryota; Metazoa; Chordata; Actinopteri; Perciformes; Gasterosteidae. Gene Ontology annotation, molecular function: tubulin binding; tubulin-glutamic acid ligase activity.